Messenger RNA from Parasteatoda tepidariorum (common house spider), 499 nucleotides. The record is from RefSeq and is a predicted model, not a curated record. Lineage: Eukaryota; Metazoa; Arthropoda; Arachnida; Araneae; Theridiidae.
AUGUUUGAGUUGGCAGACGAUUGCAGCUUAGAAAAAAGAACAAAAAGGGAAUCCGAAAAUACAGAAUACCUAAUUGGAAUUGAUGGUUUCGCCUCUCAGGAAAUAAUAAACUUAAUGCUUGUUGGAAAAGCUGUACCUCAUCUGUUCGAUGGCAACCAAGAGCGUGACUUUGGUGGUUCAGAAACGUCUCUUCUACAUGGAAUCCCUCAUAAAUCAGAAAUUGGACUCCUAUCGGCACUCGAUCAACACUGUGCAAUUGGGAGCUUCUACAAAAAUCCUAUGUACCCCAUAUUUCUGUUGAUCUGUGGCCACCACUACACGGUUUUGUUCGGAACAUCAAAAAGAAUUUUAAUGAACUCCCAAGACGAAUUUAUUUUGCAUCACUAUGAUGGUUUUGACAAAACUGAGACAGCUUUUAUAAUAAGUAUGUUAAAUUUUUUUCUUCUAAUUUAUGGCCUAUGUCAUUGAACUAAUCAGACACUAUCAAUCAAUCAACAGA